GUGCCCCCAAAGCUAUGUCCUUAAAGCUGUAAGCGUUUCUCAGCCACAAGUUUGUCAAUAAAAUAGUGGAAUUUCUUGAAUCUUAGAACUCCGGCCGUUGGGAAACAUAAUCUUAGCGCAGCCAAAUAAGUAAAUUGCUAUGGCAUCGGCAAGUGAAAGUGACGAACCGAAACGAAGCGAAGUUUCGGAUGAGAGAGAAGAGAGAAAGGAGGAGUUGAAGUACAGAGGGGUGCGCCGUCGGAGUUGGGGAAAAUGGGUGUCUGAAAUUCGGGAGCCCAAGAAGAAGAGCAGAAUAUGGCUAGGGUCAUAUGACAGUCCUCAUAAAGCCGCUAGGGCCUACGACGUGGCUGCUCUGUGUUUGAAAGGUCCCUCCGCUGUGCUCAAUUUUCCUGACGCUGCACACACUCUGCCCCGACCCACUCAAUCUCAUCCUCACGACAUCCAGUCCGCUGCUUCGGAGGCUGCCCGUUCAUUCGAUGCGCACAGAAUGCUUUUGUUUUCUCCUCACUCUUCAUACAGCUCCCAACCCCAUUCUUCAGAUCCCCCUGAAGAAGAAAGUGGAAGACAAAUUUGCUCUGUAUCGAGCAAUGGUGAAGCUCAACAGGCUGAUACGAUGCAGUCAAUGGGCGAAUUGGGCCCCUGGGAAGAUUUGAUGGUGGGGCCCGAAUCACCCAACAUGAUGCUGAGUUUGGCGGAGGCUCUUCUUCUCACUCCCCCUCGAAUGCAUGAAUACGAUGAAGAGAGUAAAUCAGUGGAGCCACUUUACUCUCUGUGGAAUGACGGAUAAAUAAGUUUCCAGGUGACUGAUUUUUUAAUGAAAAAAUUAAUUCUACAGUGUCCACCGGCCAGCCGGGAAAUAUACCUGUCGACGGCAAUGUAGGAUGUUAUGCCAUCGGCCGACCCCGCACACAAUUUUUUAUGAAAGGAUUGUUUAUUCGGCUCCCUCAUAACGAGGAAAUUGUCGGCCGAACAUUUCCCUUUUCAGUAAUUUGUAUUAUACGUCACCUUAUUGAAGGAGACCAUAUUGUACUGAGAGGUAAACGAAAUUUAAU
This is a messenger RNA of Cryptomeria japonica (Japanese cedar), 1052 nucleotides long. RefSeq names its product ethylene-responsive transcription factor ERF039-like. The record is from RefSeq and is a predicted model, not a curated record. The coding region runs from base 140 to 787 and encodes 215 amino acids. Lineage: Eukaryota; Viridiplantae; Streptophyta; Pinopsida; Cupressales; Cupressaceae. The transcript has a single exon. Gene Ontology annotation, molecular function: DNA-binding transcription factor activity; DNA binding. Gene Ontology annotation, biological process: regulation of DNA-templated transcription.